AUGGAGAGAGAAAUGAGACGACCGAACCCAAUCAACAGCUCUCGCCGGCCGGAGAUAGGGGCCGGUAGUACUCAACUCCCGGAAAGCCCACGAGGCCCAAUGGAGUUCUUGUCAAGAUCCUGGAGCGUCUCUGCCUUGGAAGUCUCCAGGGCUCUCCACACUGCCAAAACAGCAGCAGCUCCGACCACAACAAGAACGCCUUCCCUUAACGCCACAAUACCGGAAGAAAGUACAAACCCUGAGAAAGAAGAAUGUCAGGCAGAGAACAGCCAGUUCUCGUUCUCUGCUUCUUCUGCAACUUCACAGCUUGUUCUUGAGCGCAUUAUGUCUCAGUCGGAGGUGUCACCGUUAACGUCGGGGAGAUUAUCACACAGUAGUGGCCCACUCAACGGCGGUGGUUCUUUUACGGAGACUGACAGUCCUCCGAUAUCUCCCUCUGAUGACUUCGACGACGUCGUAAAGUAUUUUCGUUCCCACAACACCAUUCAGCCUCUCUUCUCCGGCACAGGAGGCUCCCGUGGUACCACUGGAAACGGCAGCAGUACCCCCGUGGCUGGAGCACCCCCUAAGACUGUUGGCAGGUGGCUCAAGGACCGUAAAGAAAAGAAGAAGGAAGAGAGUAGAGCUCACAAUGCACAUGUCCAUGCAGCUGUCUCUGUAGCAGCCGUUGCAUCUGCCGUCGCAGCUAUAGCAGCAGCUACAGCUGCCUCUUCACAAGGUAAAAACGAGCAGAUGGCCAGAGUUGAUAUGGCCAUGGCUUCUGCUGCUGCACUUGUGGCCGCUCAGUGUGUGGAGGCUGCUGAAAACAUGGGUGCUGAGAGGGAUCAUUUGACAUCCGUUGUCAGCUCUGCGGUGAAUGUUAAGUCUCAUGAUGACAUUGUCACACUCACGGCGGCUGCUGCAACAGCUCUGCGAGGAGCAGCCACAUUGAAGGCAAGAGCGCUUAAAGAAGUAUGGAACAUAACUGCUGCGUUGCCAGCCGACAAAGGUGCAAGUUCAGCGGCGCUGUGUGGUCAGGUUGAAACAAAGCAUAGCGGUAGUAGCUUUAGUGGAGAAUUACCCAUAGCUGGGGAAGACUUCCUUGGCGUCUGUAACCAGGAACUACUAGCUAAAGGCACUGAGCUCCUCAAACGAACUCGUGGAGGUGAUCUCCACUGGAAGAUUGUUUCUGUCUACAUGAACAAAGCAGGUCAAAUUGUGCUGAAAAUGAAGAGUAAACACGUCGGGGGGACAUUCACGAAGAAGAAGAAACAUAUGGUGCUGGAAGUGAAAAAGGACAUACCGGCGUGGGCAGGCAGGGAUCUGUUUAACGGGGACAAGCAUCACUACUUCGGCUUGAAGACAGAGACAAAGAGAGUCAUCGAAUUUGAGUGCAGAAACGAAAGGGAAUAUGAGAUAUGGACUCAGGGAGUUUCCCGCCUUGUAGCCAUCGCUGCCGAGAGGAAGCAGAAAAACUCCAUGUCCAAAUGGUGA
Molecule: messenger RNA, 1473 nt
Organism: Eruca vesicaria subsp. sativa (arugula)
Lineage: Eukaryota; Viridiplantae; Streptophyta; Magnoliopsida; Brassicales; Brassicaceae
Source: the annotation of a GenBank genome assembly